AUGAAAGUAUUAUUUGUUCUCGCCGCUAUACUGGCAGCAGCAAGUGCCCUGCCCAUUGAGGAGCGCAUCAACGGAGAGAAUGGCUGGUACGUUCCCCAGGCUGAUGGCAGCUUCGAGUGGAUGGAACUGAAGGAUGCCGAGGAGCUGCUGGCCAACGGCGAGGCAAUGGACGGCCGCAUCAGCACCAAUGCCGUGUCUUUCUACCUCUACACCAAGUCCAAUCCCACUGAUGGCAAAGAAAUCAAGGCUAAGGCCUCGUCCGUUGAUGCCUCCCACUUCAACAAGGACCACGGCACCCGCUUUGUCAUCCAUGGAUGGACUGGACGCUACACCGAUGACAUGAACACCCGCAUAACCAAGUCGUGGCUGUCUAAAGGAGAUUACAACGUGAUUGUUGUGGACUGGGCACGUGCUCGUUCGGUUGACUACGCUUCCUCUGUGGUUGCUGUUCCUGGAGCCGGUGCAAAGGUCGGCGAGAUGAUCAAUUACCUGCACGAGCAUCACGGCAUGUCACUGGACAGCCUGGAGGUCAUCGGCCACAGUCUGGGAGCCCAUGUCUCUGGUUAUGCCGGCAAGACCGUUGGCAAGGGUCGUAUCCACUCCAUUGUCGGUCUGGACCCUGCUCUUCCCCUCUUCAGCUACGAUAAGCCCGACAAGCGUCUCUCUAGCGAUGAUGCCUUCUAUGUGGAGUCCAUCCAGACAAACGGCGGCAAACUAGGAUUCCUGAAACCCAUCGGCAAGGGAGCCUUCUACCCCAACGGCGGCAAGACGCAGCCAGGAUGUGGGUUGGAUGUCACCGGCUCCUGCUCUCACGGCCGUUCCGUCCUGUAUUACGCCGAGGCCGUCACUGAGGACAACUUCGGAACUAUUAGGUGCCACGAUUACGAGGCAGCUGUCUCCAAGGAGUGCGGCAGCACCUACAGCAGCGUCCGCAUGGGUGCCGUACACAACGCCUACAUGGUCGAGGGUGACUUCUAUGUGCCCGUGAACAGCAAGGAGCCCUUCGGCAAGAUUGAAUAGGAAUGACAAUAGGAAUGUGCCUAUUCAUUGAGUGAAUAAAAUAAAGA
Drosophila persimilis is the source of this 1067-nucleotide messenger RNA. Its product is annotated as phospholipase A1. The record is from RefSeq and is a predicted model, not a curated record. NCBI's taxonomy places the organism in Eukaryota, Metazoa, Arthropoda, Insecta, Diptera, Drosophilidae. Gene Ontology annotation, molecular function: lipase activity. Gene Ontology annotation, biological process: lipid metabolic process. The transcript has 2 exons. The coding region runs from base 1 to 1020 and encodes 339 amino acids.